AUGCACGGCGCUCCUAUACUAGAGAAAACUAAGUUAACUUUUAAAAAUAAUCACUUUAUUUCAGAUAAACUAUUUCCAUACCUUCGGACAUUGAACAAAGAAUACGGAGAUGUUUUUCAAAUACAUGCUUUGAAUGUUGGGUUUGUGUGUUUCUUUGAUCUGGACAAUCUUGAGACAAUUUUAUCGUCAGUCAAGUUUACCGACAAACACUUACCAUAUAAAUUUUUGAAUCCUUGGCUCGGAGAAGGACUUCUUACUAGUCAAGGUCAAAAAUGGCAUCAACGGCGAAAACUGUUAACUCAAGCGUUUCAUUUCAACAUAUUAAAACAAUAUUCGGUAACGUUUGUUGAACAAACUGAGAAAUUUUUGGAUCGACUACAAGAACGAGUUGGUGAAAAAGAAACAGACAUAGUACCUCUGAUAAAUUCUACAACACUUCAUGUUAUGUGCGAAACAGCAAUGGGGACAUCGAUGAGUGAAACUAUGGAGUCCGUAACAAGAAAGUAUUUUAGAGCGAUAGAAAUCGUUGGAAAGGCAGUUAUUGAAAGGAUGUGUAGAGUAUGGUUACAUAUAGACGGCAUUUUUAAUUGGUCUAAUAUUGCUAAAAUUCAAACAAAAGCGCUAACAGACUUACACACUUUCACUAAUAUUAUUAUAAAAGAACGAAGGACAUUUUUGGAAGAAAACGAUAUUAAAUUUUUCGAAAACACAGAAAGUUAUGAUAACAAAGGGAGAUUAGCAAUGUUGGACUUGCUCCUAGAAAAAGAAAGGUCGAGAGACAUUGAUGUAAGCGGUAUAAGAGAGGAAGUGGAUACAUUUAUGUUUGAGGGGCAUGAUACAACAGCGCAGGCGUUAUGCUAUUUAAUGAUGAGUCUCGCUUAUGAAACCCAAGUGCAGGAGAAGAUAUAUGAGGAACUAAAAAACAUUUUUCAAGAUUCUCCACGUAAACCUAACACAGAAGACCUUAACAAAAUGAAAUAUCUAGAAUGCUGUAUAAAAGAAUCUUUGCGGCUCUACCCCAGCGUCCCCGCAGUACUAAGGAAUGUUUCUGAAGAGACUACUAUAGGUGGAUACAUAAUACCUCGGAACACACAGAUCUAUAUAUCUAUAUACGAUCUUCAUCGACGAGCUGAUAUCUACCCAGAUCCAGAACGUUUCAUCCCUGAGAGAUUUCUUCCGGAAGCCUGUUCCAAGCGACACCCGUACGCCUAUAUUCCUUUUAGCGCUGGGCCUAGGAACUGCGUUGGUCAAAAAUUUGCUAUGUUGGAGAUGAAGAUAUUAAUAUCUUCCAUGCUAAGACGCUUUCGCCUCGAGGCUGUGACCAAACCCGCUGAUCUUAAAUUUAAAACUGACAUUCUAUUACGCACAGUAAAUGAAUCGAUUUUAGUGAAAUUUUACAAUAGAGAUAAAUUAUUUUUGUAUUUGCAUUCACUGCAUAAGAAUUAUGGAGAUACAAAUCAGAUCCACGCCAUUAAUAACCGAACUGUGGGUUUCCUUGAUCCUGAUAAUAUUGAGACAAUUUUAUCAUCAAUCAAAUUUGCCGACAAAGAGGUUCCAUAUAAUUUCUUGAAACCAUGGCUUGGAGAAGGUCUACUUACUAGCCGAGGUCAAAAAUGGCAACAGCGGCGGAAACUAUUAACUCCAGCAUUUCAUUUUAAUAUAUUAAAACGAUAUUCAGUUACGUUUAUUGAACAGACAGAUAAGUUUUUGAAUGAAGUCCAAGAAAGAGUUGGUGAAGAACAAACGGACAUAGUGCCCUUGAUAAAUUCAACGACUCUUCGCAUUAUGUGUGAAACCGCAAUGGGUACAUCGAUGCAUGAAAGUUUUGAAUCAGUAGCUAGUAAAUAUUCCAAAGGCAUAGAAGUAUUUGGAAAUUCAGUUGUCGCAAGAAUUUGCAGAGCUUGGCUACAUUUUGACUGCUUUUUCAAGUUAUCAAAUGUUGCGAAAAACCAAAAUGAAGCAGUCAAAGACUUGCAUUCAUUUACAAAUAAAAUAAUUGAAGAAAAAAGAUCAUUUUUAAGGCAACUAAAUAUUGAAAAAUUUGAGAGUGGUGAAAAUUUCAUUCAUAAAGGAAAAUUGGCAAUGUUAGAUUUGCUUCUACAAAAUGAAAAACUUGGUACCAUAGAUAAUAACGGUAUUAGAGAGGAAGUUGAUACAUUUAUGUUUGAGGGACAUGAUACAACGGGACAAGCAUUAAUUUUCUUAAUAAUGACGCUCGCUAAUGAAACUAAAAUUCAAGAAAAAAUAUAUGAUGAAAUACGACUUAUAUUUGGGGACUCCCAACAUCCACCAACGGCAGAAGAAAUAAAGAAGAUGAAAUACCUAGAAUGUUGUAUUAAGGAAUCCUUAAGACUUUAUCCCAGCGUGCCAAUGAUAAUAAGAAAAGUAUCCGAAGAAACGACCAUAGGUGAUUAUACGAUACCUAAAAAUAGCCACAUUCAUAUACUUAUAUACGAUCUGCAUCGUCGUGAGGAUAUCUACCCAGAGCCAGAGCGCUUCAUCCCUGAGAGAUUCCUGCCUGAAGCCUGUUCCAAGCGACAUGCGUACGCCUACAUACCGUUCAGCGCUGGACCCAGGAAUUGUAUUGGGCAAAAAUUCGCUAUGUUGGAGAUGAUGACGUUGGUAUCAUCCUUGUUGAGGCGAUUUCGUCUUGAGGCUGUGACUAAGCCCAGCGAUCUAAAAUUCAAAGCUGAUAUUUUACUACGCACCAUUAAUCAAUCGAUUUACGUUCGAUUUCACAAUCGAUAUUAAUAUAAAUGAUACGAAUAUAUUUUGAUUUAACUUA
Molecule: messenger RNA, 2785 nt
Organism: Melitaea cinxia (Glanville fritillary)
Lineage: Eukaryota; Metazoa; Arthropoda; Insecta; Lepidoptera; Nymphalidae
Product: cytochrome P450 704C1-like
Exons: 17
Coding region: 1-2751 (916 amino acids)
Molecular function (GO): heme binding; oxidoreductase activity, acting on paired donors, with incorporation or reduction of molecular oxygen; iron ion binding
Source: RefSeq, a predicted model, not a curated record